UUGUACAUCGCACAAUGGACGUCCUGUUUCUGAUUAUAUCUGCUAUUAGCGCUGUUUUAGCUUGUAAAAUAAUAAUAAGUGUGUAUAGUUAUUACAUUAUACGGAAAAAACUCAACCGCAUUCCUGGACCUACUGCUCUUCCUAUUAUUGGAACACUUGAAACACGAAAACUUAAAGGGGAAGAACGUAUAAAAUGGUUAUUAACAAUUCUAAAUAGAUAUAAAGAUGGAAUUGCAAUACAUUGGACAGGAUGUACGCCGGCAGUUUGUCUAUACGAUCCAAAUUUAAUACAAGUUGUUCUUUCAAGUACUAUACAUAUUAAUAAGCCAUAUCACAUGAUGAUUCUAAGUGAGUGGUUAGGCGAUGGACUUGUUACGGCCGUAGGUAAAUAAAACAGAUAUAGAAAACAUGUUAUAAUAUGUAUAAAUAUAUGUUUUCAUUGAUAAGUGACAAAAGCAUAAGAAACUCACGCACACACUUUCUCUCUCUUUCUCUUUCUCUCUCUCUUUUCCU
Messenger RNA from Pseudomyrmex gracilis, 513 nucleotides. Its product is annotated as cytochrome P450 4c21-like. Gene Ontology annotation, molecular function: heme binding; iron ion binding; oxidoreductase activity, acting on paired donors, with incorporation or reduction of molecular oxygen. Bases 15 to 392 code for a protein of 125 amino acids. The transcript is spliced from 3 exons. Lineage: Eukaryota; Metazoa; Arthropoda; Insecta; Hymenoptera; Formicidae. The record is from RefSeq and is a predicted model, not a curated record.